ACAGAUCCUAUUUGAGAAACUGUCGAAGACUUCUCGUGUAUCUGAUAUUGAUAUUGAAAAAGAGGACGAAAAGAUCAACUACCUAUCAAGGGUGAUUUAUAAUGGUUUCUAUGCAUUUGAAGCUCUCUCACCACGGAAUCUAGAUGAAAGUCUGUGCGGUAUAUGUGGCAACAUUCCUGUAAUGCUCAUUGGGGAUGCCAAUCAAAAGGACUGCUGUAACCUUACAGAGCUAGAGUUUGAUCAGGGAGAUCAUGGUGAUGGGAAAGUGGAUCCAGAUGAUUUUUGGUCCACUGUUCACGAGAAUUUAGUGUCAGCUUCUGUUGUUUCACAUCCAGAAAUAAAGAAGAUGAAUGCUUAUCGUGUCGCACCAUUCAUUCCACCUGCAUUGAGGGGAACAUCUAUUUUAAACACUGAAUUCCAAAAACAGUCCAG
This is a messenger RNA of Owenia fusiformis, 432 nucleotides long. NCBI's taxonomy places the organism in Eukaryota, Metazoa, Annelida, Polychaeta, Sabellida, Oweniidae. The record is from the annotation of a GenBank genome assembly.